Tachyglossus aculeatus (Australian echidna) is the source of this 2698-nucleotide messenger RNA. It is a transcript of the gene TBC1D24, whose product is annotated as TBC1 domain family member 24. The transcript is spliced from 8 exons. The coding region runs from base 76 to 1773 and encodes 565 amino acids. The record is from RefSeq and is a predicted model, not a curated record. Lineage: Eukaryota; Metazoa; Chordata; Mammalia; Monotremata; Tachyglossidae.
CCCGCCCCGUCGGUUCGGGAGCAAGGCCAGCCGUCGGGCCGGACCAGAGGCCGAGUCUGCCUCGUCCCACCCACCAUGGCCGAGCCGGCGUACAGCCGCUUCGUGGACCGCACCAAGAUGGAGGCCGAGGUGCCCGACAUGGGCCCCAGGGAGCUGGCGAGCACCGAGUUCCCGGAGCUGAAGCAGCUGGCCCGCCAGGGCUACUGGGCCAAGAGCCACAGUCUGCGGGCCGAGGUGUACCGGAAGCUGAUCCGGGCCAUCCCCUGCCGCACGGUGACCCCGGACGCCAGCGUGUACAGUGACAUUGUGGGUAAGAUCGUGGGCCAGCACGGUGGCAGCGCUCUCCCCCUGCCCGAGUUCGUGGAGAGCAGCCUGGUGCCCAGCUACUGCCUGACGACCGAGGGCGCGGAAGCUGUGCGCAAGAUCCUGCUGUGCCUGGCCAACCAGUUCCCCGACAUCUCCUUCUGCCCCGCGCUGCCGGCCGUGGUGGCCUUGCUCCUGCACUACAGCGCCGACGAGGCGGACUGCUUCGAGCAGGCCAGCCGCAUCCUGGCCUGCAACGACCCCAGCCGGCGCCUGCUGGACCAGAGCUUCCUGGCCUUCGAGUCGUCCUGCUUGACCUUCGGCGACCUGGUCAACAAAUACUGCCAGGCGGCCCACAAGCUGCUGGUGGCCCUGUCCGAGGACGUGCUGCAGGUGUACUCGGACUGGCAGCGCUGGCUCUUCGGAGAGCUGCCUCUCAGCUAUGUGGCCAGGGUCUUUGACGUCUUCCUGGUGGAGGGCUACAAAGUGCUGUACCGGGUGGCCCUGGCGCUCCUCAAGUUCUUCCACAAGGCCGGGGGGUCGGCGGGGAGCGCCGCGGCGGCCCCGGGCCGCGUGCAGCAGGACAUCCGGACCUUCGUCAGGGACAUUGGCAAGACCGUGUCGCCCGAGAAGCUCUUGGACAAGGCCUUCGCUAUCCGCCUCUUCUCCCGCAAGGAGAUCCAGCUGCUGCACAUGGCCAACGAGAAGGCCCUGAAGCAGAAGGGCAUCACUGUCAAGCAGAAGAGUGUGUCCCUUUACAGAAGGCAGUUCGUGCACUUGGCUGUCCACGCAGAGAACUUCCAGUCAGAGAUUGUCAGCGUGAAGGAGAUGCGAGAUAUCUGGUCCUGGCUGCCUGAGCGCUUUGCAUUGUGCCAACCCAUGCUGCUCUUCUCCAGCCUGCAGCACGGCUACAGUCUGACCAGAUUCUAUUUCCAGUGUGAUGGCCAUGAGCCAACUCUGCUGCUCAUCAAGACCACGGAGAAAGAGGUGUGCGGUGCCUACCUGUCAACAGACUGGAGCGAGCGCAACAAGUCUGGGGGAAAACUGAGCUUCUUUGGCACCGGGGAAUGCUUCGUGUUCAGACUGCAGCCAGAGGUGCAGCGUUAUGAAUGGGUGGUGAUCACACACCCCGAGCUGACCAGAGCCACCGACUCCAAGCCGGGGGCGUCAGCGCCUCAGCUCCCCGCUGCCUCCGGGCUCGAUCCUUCGGACCGCCUGUCACCCUUCUUGGCCACUCGGCACUUCAACCUGCCGUCCAAGACGGAGUCCAUGUUCAUGGCUGGUGGCAACGACUGCCUCAUCGUGGGGGGCGGCGGGGGCCAGGCCUUGUACAUUGACGGAGACCUGAACCACGGCAGGACCAGCCACUGUGACACCUUCAACAACCAACCCCUGUGCUCCGAGAGCUUCAAGGUCGCCGCGAUGGAAGUGUGGGGCUUCAAAGACUUCGUCACACAGGGAACGCAGUAAUGACUCUGUUUUGGGGAUUUCUCCCCACAACCCCCCCCAGGCUCAACGAGGAAGAGACCACCCUGCCACCCAGCCAGUGCAAUAGCCAAGGCUGGCGGCCCCAGCCGGCUUCAUUCGUGGUCCAGUAGUCAGCCGGGCACGGUGUGUCUACAUCCACCACUUGUCUGUCUUGUAGGUGGUACUUUGGUUUGUGGGAGGAUGAACUCCUGGGCCCUAGUGUCCACCCUAUUCAUGUCAGGUUUUUGGUGAUGCUCAGGGGCUUCAUAGCCUCCUUGAUACUGUGAACCCCAAGCCCCCUCCCUCAAGGACCAACCCACUCCCCCUUAUUUCUGUUUCAUUCCCCUCUCCCUGGUGGGAUGGGGCAAAGGGGGCUGCUGCCCACCAGGUGUGGCCCCACCCACCUCUUGCACCCAGACCGGGUGGCUGAUAGCUGGGUCUCAGGGCCCAACUGUGCCGAGGCAGAGCAGUCAGUGAUAACCCAGCCCUCCCUCCCCGGGCUGCAGCCUGGCGGGGAGGAGAGAGGCCAACUCGGGCUCCUCAGGUGAGUCUCAAACUCCACUUCUGGUUGGUAACCGGCCAACAUCCCCAGCCACCCACAAGUUGAAUGCUGCCCGGGCAGAUAAGAUGAACCUUCUCAAACCCUCAGUGACCGGCCCAGAUCAAUGUCGCUGUCAUGGGCACUGGGGCCCGUCCCUGUGCCUGUCCUGACCACUAGCAUAGGUGCUGGUCACCAUCAGGCCACUGGUCCACCCUGGCUGAAAUACUGAGAAACGGAACACCUGUCUGAACUGGAGCCCUCUCAUUACUCCGUAAUUGCCCAGGUGCUGCCUGCUGGCAUUAGUGUGGGACCCUUUCCGCCUCUCCCCUUCCCUUCCCUUCCCUCCCCUUCCCUUCCCUUCCCUUCCCUUCCCUCCCCUUCCCUUCC